CAAAAGUAUCUUAACGCUACACAUACCAUGCUCACAAUGAGGCGCUUGUUUCUGCUCGUGCUGCAGGCGUUCACGUUCCUGGUCAGCGCCAAAUCGAUCACUUCCGACCAAACCACCGUAAGUAGCACCUCAUCGGCCUCGACUGGCUCGGACAUUCUCGUGGUGGUUACCUCGGCCUCGGAGGUGGUGCCCACUGGCAGUUAUCUCAGCUACACCACCACUAUCACACUGGCCCAGAAUGGAUCGCUGUCGACGACUGCAGUUGCCAGUACGGUGACCAACUCCACGAUCAGCAACGGCACAGCAACAGCGAUAGGCACGACUAGUACGACCGACACAGCAGUUCAGCUCAGCGGCACGCGGGUCAUGACCAGCAGCAGCAGCAGCAGCACCGCCACGGCCACCACGGCUGCCAACUCACAGCCCUGCAAUGGCUACGCCGAAUUCUGCGAAAGGAAAUACUCCAACAUCACGAUGGUGACCGCCCACAACAGUCCCUUUGUGAAGAAAAACAAUGUCGCCGCCAAUCAGGCAUACCCAGUCCGCACUCAGCUCGAGGACGGCGUACGCAUGGUCUCCUUUGAAGCACAUUACUAUCAGGAUGACAUCUACCUUUGUCAUACCUCGUGCGAAUUGCUGAACAUGGGCACCCUGGAGAGCUACCUCACCAACGUCACCGACUGGGUCAAAGAGAAUCCCUAUGACGUGGUGACGGUGUUGAUUGUCAACUCCGACUACGUGGAUCCCUCCAACUUCACGGCUCCCAUCCAGAAUUCCGGCUUGAUCGACUACGUUUACGAGCCGUGGAAAAUCCCGAUGAAUGUCAGCGACUGGCCGACCCUGUCAGAAAUGAUUCUGGCCGAGAAGCGCGUGGUCGUGUUCAUGGACUAUCAGGCCGAUCAGAGCUCGAUCCCCUACAUCCUCGACGAGUUCAGCCAGAUGUGGGAGACCCCCUUUUCUCCUCUCAACGCUUCAUUCCCUUGCACGGUGCAGCGACCACCGGGGAUCACCGCGGCGGAGGCCGAGGAGCGGAUGUACAUGAUCAACCACAACCUCGACAUUGAAGUGAUGCUGGAGGGAAUUGAGAUUCUGAUCCCAGAUACCGCGCAGCUGAACACCACCAAUGCUGUAUCUGGGUUCGGCAGUCUGGGGCUCAUGGCCAACAAUUGCCGGGCCACAUGGGAUCGUCCCCCCAACUUUCUCCUAGUCGAUUACUACAAUGAUGGCAACUUCCCCGGAUCGGUCUUCGAGGUUGCGGCCCAGAUGAACAAUGUCACGUAUAAUGGGCUGCAGGUGUAG
This is a messenger RNA of Aspergillus aculeatinus CBS 121060, 1299 nucleotides long. Its product is annotated as PI-PLC domain-containing protein. The record is from RefSeq and is a predicted model, not a curated record. Lineage: Eukaryota; Fungi; Ascomycota; Eurotiomycetes; Eurotiales; Aspergillaceae. The transcript is spliced from 4 exons. Gene Ontology annotation, molecular function: phosphoric diester hydrolase activity. The coding region runs from base 28 to 1299 and encodes 423 amino acids. Gene Ontology annotation, biological process: lipid metabolic process.